Molecule: messenger RNA, 360 nt
Organism: Rhizophagus irregularis DAOM 181602=DAOM 197198
Lineage: Eukaryota; Fungi; Glomeromycota; Glomeromycetes; Glomerales; Glomeraceae
Source: RefSeq, a predicted model, not a curated record
AUGGACGAAGCUAAUGAGAGCUCUUCUACUCACGCCCUCUCUCACAGUGAAAUCGAAAUCACAUCACGUGACUUAAAUAAUAAUGAUUUACACAAGCAAACACCAAUAGAUGAAAACCUUACUCUUAUGGAUGAAGAUCCUAUUGAGUCUAGCACUAAUAAAGGCAAAUCACCUGAAACACAAACAGCCACACAAACAAAUAUACCUGAACAGAUAGAAAUUACUGUGCUAAAUGACAUAUUCAAGAAUAAAUCACAAGAUUUAAACAAAGUACACAAAGGAUUCAUACCUAAUGAUAGUUUCAAACCUGAAAUGACAAACAACGAAAUUAUCAACCUCCUUUUAAGACGUUAUUUUUAA